Molecule: messenger RNA, 1815 nt
Organism: Saccharomycopsis crataegensis
Lineage: Eukaryota; Fungi; Ascomycota; Saccharomycetes; Ascoideales; Saccharomycopsidaceae
Exons: 1
Coding region: 1-1815 (604 amino acids)
Source: RefSeq, a predicted model, not a curated record
AUGUCGAUCAUUCACAAUGAUUGGGAUUCGGACAGCAGUUCUGUUAUCUCCGCUAAUUUUUUUUUCCAAGACCUUCCUGAUGAGUCGGCCAAGGCGACAAAAGACACUACAGUCUCCAUAUCAUACAACACACCAAUUAUAAUUCACAAUCGUGAUAAUUUUGCUUUUGGAAUUAAACUGGACUCCAAUUUCCCUAGCCAUGCAUCUAAGUUAUCAAUUGUUUUGCCAAUUCUUGACAUUAUGAUCCCGAGACGUUGGAGAAACUACUCUUCUUCCCUUACAUCGAGCGACAUCAUCAAUCAAGCUUUCUUGCUAGAAGAUCUUGAAGUUGAGAAUAAAGUUGAACAAGCUGGAGAGGAUGCUGAUGAUGAAGGAGAAGAGGGACAAGAACAAAAUGAUGAUAAUCGCAUUUUUUCACAGAUCAAUAGUCACGAUUAUUUUGAUGAAGAAAAGACUCCUGAAGUAUCAAUAAUAUUCAACGACUAUUCAUACAUCAAUAAUACUAAUGACAAGCUGAAUAAUGAAGAGCCAGAAAAGUCACAUAUCAUAUUGACAAUGAUCGAUUUUGAUGCUUCGAAAGAUUACAGUGCCAAUGUGGAAAAUUCUGGAUCCACAAUUAUUGCCGAUGAUCUCAAUAUUAAUGACACUACUACUGAUGAAGCAAACAAUGAUGAUUCCUUGGACCUGAGCCACACACUAAGCAGAAUUGUGGAAAGAAUCGAUAGUUUGGAAUUUCGCUAUCGUGAUAAUAUUGAAUAUUCUCAAAUUGAUACAAUUGAUGAUUCAAAUGAGCAAGUCUCUAAAGAUGAACCCACAUUCAACAAUGAAAACGAGGAUAUUGAUAAGCAACACACUACACAUUCUUUAUUUCUUGAAAGUUUCCUCAAUGAUUUUACUAGUGAAUUGCUGCACAUUACUACCAGAGAAUCCAUCGACUGCUGCAAGGAAAAGAAAACACUAAAAGUUAUUUCCCCAUACCCUUCGCCACCGUCUUCUCCACCACCACCUAGAUCUCCUUCUAGAGAUCUUUUUUCAAAUUCAGUAUUGGAUACACAUAACGAAUCUCCUGCUCCCCUUCAAUCGUCUAUCAUCUCCGAUGUUCAAUCCACAUCUUCCUCAGCUCAAUCAAACAUCAUUACAACAAAUAUCUCAACUCCUCCCUCAACUUCUACUGCAGCUCCCGUUUCAGCUCUUACUUCAGCUCCAAUCGAAAAAUCUCAAGAGCUUUCGAAACUAAUGAAACAUGUGCCUUUUAUUAAAUCCAAUAAGAAGAAGGCAAAAACGAAUAAUAUUGAAGGUUGGACGGAACGCUACGGAGAUCUAAUCUCUUUAAAUCCAUUAAUGUCCCCAGAAGCACCUGAAACCAAUGAAAUUGCCAAUAAUCCUGCUAGUAAUGGAGCGAAGGUUUCUAUUUCUAAUAUAUCCCCGCAUGUCAUAAUCAAUCUACAAGAAUAUCAAUUUAGGAAGAUCCGCAAAGUAUUGAAUGAUGUGUUGAGUCAUUGGUGGAGCAAAGAAGUUACAAACCGAAAAAAGUUUGGCCAUGAUCCUUUAAAGUUCACAAAGGGGGAAAAUAUUUUCGCCAGGUAUGUUCGUACUUUGAAAAUUAUUCUUUUUGAUCAACCAGUCGAUGAUACUGGUGAAAACGACCCUGUUGAGAAACCCCAGAAAUUCAGUAAGCCUAUCAAAGCCAUAAGAUCCCGUCGUUCAAAAUUGAUGAGCUGGAUGGUCAGAAAUCAUUUGCAGCGGAAAAAUUUCGUCUUGAGAUUAGAAGAAACCGGUUGUAUUAUUGUUGAAGGGAAAUAUGGUGAUCCAUGA